Trichophyton rubrum CBS 118892 is the source of this 2124-nucleotide messenger RNA. RefSeq names its product IKS protein kinase. The record is from RefSeq and is a predicted model, not a curated record. Gene Ontology annotation, molecular function: protein kinase activity; ATP binding. Lineage: Eukaryota; Fungi; Ascomycota; Eurotiomycetes; Onygenales; Arthrodermataceae. The transcript is spliced from 2 exons. Gene Ontology annotation, biological process: protein phosphorylation. The coding region runs from base 1 to 2124 and encodes 707 amino acids.
AUGGCCGACCACGACCCACGGAGCAUGUCGAUUGUUCCUUAUAGCGGCGGAGGGGAUGUCGUACUCCGCCAUGACGAUGCGAUUGUCGUGUUUGACCCAAAUUCACAGCAGCUCGUCCUCAAGCCCGCGAACCAAGGCGUCGAGAACAUCGGAGAGCGAACCGACUGCCCUUAUUGUCAUCGUCCGCUGCGUGAUGGUAGCCCUGAGCACUCGCAGAAGCCGCAUCGAGGGCCCACGCCCGCCACUGCAGCGCCGUCGAGGUUCGUGAACCCGGAAUACUUUCGACUCCUUGAGAAUACUAUCCCCCCUUCGGCUGCAGACCAGACACCUUCUUCUCCUUCCUCUCCACGACGUCAGUUAGUACCACCUGGCCGCGAAGAAGGGACGCCAGCUUCGGCCAGCGAGCAUGGCAGUGGUGGGUAUGGUGAAUCGCCUUCUACCACCCACGGGAUCUCCUCGACUGCUUUCAGCCAUGAUUAUUUCAAGAGAUUCUUCGUCGAAGAGCGUGAACUCGGAAGAGGUGGGAAGGGCGUUGUGCUGCUGGUAAAGCAUAUACUGGAUGGCGUGUCUCUGGGCCACUAUGCCUGCAAGCGCGUCCCCGUUGGUGAUGACCACGAAUGGCUGAAGAAAGUGUUGAUUGAAGUCCAACUGCUACAGCAUCUCUCGCAUCAGAAUCUAGUUUCAUACAGACAUGUGUGGCUAGAAAACGCCAGGCUCAGUAAUUUUGGGCCAAGUGUACCGUGUGCAUUCAUUCUACAGCAGUAUUGCAACGCAGGAGACCUGCAAAAAUAUAUCUGCGGCUCAAUUCAGACGGCAACAGAUACACCACAGCAGCUCAAGGCUCGACUACGGCGCAGAUCUCGAGGCCAGCCAGAGCUACCUAGCGCUGCCAGUGGGCCAAGACGCCUCCAGUUGGAGGAAAUAUAUUCGUUCUUCAAAGAUAUCACCUCGGGUCUCCGUUACUUACACGUCAAUGGCUAUAUUCAUCGUGACCUAAAGCCAAGUAACUGCCUCCUGCAUGAAACCGGCCGUGAGCUACGAGUAUUGGUCAGUGAUUUCGGUGAAGUCCAGUUCGAAAACACCGUCCGCAACUCCACCGGUACUACAGGCACCAUCUCCUUCUGCGCGCCCGAAGUGCUUCGAAGAGUAUCACCCGGCGGUCCGUUUGGCAACUUCAGCUUCAAGUCAGACGUCUUCUCUCUUGGGAUGAUUCUGUAUUUCCUUUGCUUUGGCCAGCUUCCCUAUCGUAAUGCAGAUGUGGUUGAUGAGGACAAAGAAGAUCUUGAUCUUCUUCGUGCUGAAAUUAGUCGAUGGGCAGGGUUCGAUGCCGCAAGGCGGAUGAGGCCUGACCUUCCUGACAUGCUCUACUCUUUCUUAACUCGUCUCCUGGAUGUGAACCCUGAUAUGAGACCGACGGCGGAAGAUGUCUUGAGCGGUAUCCAAACCGGUGGUUCCAGUGGCCGUUUUCAUAGGACAUCUCCUUCCCCUACUGACUUACAACCUACCGCCCGAGUACUUCCUGUAGAUAGCCCGGCUACAGGAUCACCGUCACGGCGGUCUCAUAGUCCCGUGAAGAGAGCACCCCCAGCAUUAGACCUUCCUUCCGCAAUAGGCCGAUCUGAUGCACUUGUGGCCGGAAACUCAAACCAACCCAUAUCCAAUGAAUCAGAAGGUUCUGUUGGAGACCAGAGUGGCGACCAUGCCGAUAGAGAGUCUACCAAUCUUCUUGUCCGAUCUACUGCCACAUCUCCUCGCAUUGUGCGUGAAUACCCUGAAGGCCGUAACCGGAGAUUAUACAACAUUAGCAAUCGUCUUCUCCUCCCUCCUCCAAACAGAUUUCCUAUCCUUGGCCACAUUUUACGAAGCCGGCCUGUCAUACCAAUUCUAAUGAAUUUUACCCUCCUCACUAUCAAAAUAGUCUCACUUACCCAGCUGUGCGCUCCGCUCACGGUCAAGACGUGGAUAGUAUAUCCACUGCUUUUUCUCGCAGUUCUAGACUUGAGUGUACCAAAAAGAUGGCUUCAUGUAGCUGCUUUUUUGAUUCAUGCUUUAGUUCUUGCCCUUGCACUUAAGACAGGUUCUCUCUGUGCACAAGGGUUCUACAAUCUACACUCCCUGAGGUAG